Messenger RNA from Poecile atricapillus (Black-capped chickadee), 5948 nucleotides. It is a transcript of the gene NUP188, whose product is annotated as nucleoporin 188. The coding region runs from base 57 to 5273 and encodes 1738 amino acids. Gene Ontology annotation, biological process: protein import into nucleus; RNA export from nucleus. Gene Ontology annotation, molecular function: structural constituent of nuclear pore. The record is from RefSeq and is a predicted model, not a curated record. The transcript has 44 exons. NCBI's taxonomy places the organism in Eukaryota, Metazoa, Chordata, Aves, Passeriformes, Paridae. Gene Ontology annotation, cellular component: nuclear pore inner ring.
GUGACGCUGGCGUGGGGAGGGAGGCGGGCCUAGGGUCACGUGAGAGCGGAGCAAAGAUGGCGGCGGGCGGGCUGAGCGCGAGGAGCAGCAGAGAAUUAUGGACAAUUCUGCUGGGUAGAUCAGCUUUAAGAGAACCAGCCCAGAUUGCUGCAGAAUUGAACAAGCACUGGCAGAGGCUGUUAGAGGGACUGUCAUACUACAAACCACCAAGUACGACUUCAGCAGAAAAAAUUAAAGCUGAUAAAGAUGUAGCUGCUCCACUAAAAGAGUUGGGUCUGAGGGUCAGCAAGUUCUUGGGUCUGGAUGAAGAGCAGAGUGUGCAGUUGUUACAAUCUUAUCUUCAAGAGGAUUACAGAGGAACAAGAGACUCCCUGAAGACAGUUCUUCAGGAUGAAAGGCAGAGUCAGGCUCUGAUGUUGAAGCUCGCUGACUACUACUAUGAGGAGAGGAUCUGCAUCCUGCGCUGCGUCCUCCACCUGCUCACCUAUUUCCAGGAUGAGAGACACCCUUACACAGCACAGUACUUCCAGUGUGUUGAAAAGCUGGACAAGGAGCUCGUUCCGAAUUACCGCAAACAGUUUGAAGCGCUGUACAAAGCAGAAGCUCCUACGUGGGAAACACAUGGAAAUCUCAUGACAGAACGUCAGGUUUCCCGCUGGUUUGUGCAGUGCCUUCGGGAGCAGUCCAUGCUCCUGGAAGUCAUCUUCCUCUACUAUGCAUACUUUGAAAUGGCACCUGAGGAGCUCCUGGCGUUUGCAAAGAUGUUUAAAGAGCAGGGAUUUGGCACAAGACAAACCAACAGACAUUUAGUAGACGAGAGCAUGGAUCACCUUGUGGAUCGUAUUGGGUACUUUAGUGCUCUUAUUCUGGUGGAAGGCAUGGAAAUCGACUCCCUCCAUGAGCGUGCUUUGGAUGACAGGACAGAGGAGCACAAGUUGGCCAACAAUCAGCACAUCCACCAGGAGAUGGACAAUCAGCUGCUGCAGUUAGGGGAUGUCUCACAUCAUGCUCCGGUGCUUUUGGCCUGGGCUCUGCUCCGUCACACCAUAAACCCAGAGGAGUCCACAAACAUCAUCAGGAGGAUGGGCAGCACUGCCAUCCAGCUAAAUGUCUUCCAGUAUCUGACAAAGCUGCUGCGAUCCCUCAGCAGUGGGGGCAAGAAUUGUACUGCCAGCACAGCUUGUAUGUGUAUUUAUGGACUUCUUUCCUUUGUCCUGACAUCCCUGGAAUUACAUACAUUGGGCAAUCAGCAGGAUAUAAUUGAUGCUGCAUGUGAAGUUCUGGCAGCUUCCAGCAUUCCUCAGCUCUUCUGGAAGACGGAACCUACUGCAGGUCUGGGUAUUAUCCUGGACAGUGUUUGUGGGAUGUUCCCCCAUCUUCUCACUCCUCUCCUUCAGCUGCUCCAAGCCCUUGUGUCUGAUAAAUCUACUGCAAAAAAGGUAUACAGUUUCCUGGAUAAAAUGUCCUUCUAUAUUGAGCUGUACAAGCACAAACCUCCAGAUGUGAUCUCCCAUGAGGAUGGCACACUGUGGCGAAGACAGGCUCCAAAGCUCCUCUAUCCUCUUGGACUAGGUCAAACAAAUCUACGGAUCCCUCAGGGAACAGUGGGCCAAGUGAUGCUGGAUGAUCGGGCUUAUUUGGUACGGUGGGAGUAUUCCUACAGCAGCUGGACUUUGUUCACCUGUGAGAUUGAGAUGCUCCUCCAUGUUGUGUCAACAGCAGAUGUAAUUCAGCAUUGCCAGCGGGUCAAGCCCAUAAUUGAUCUGGUUCAUAAAGUGAUCAGCACUGAUGUAUCAAUAGCAGAUUGUCUUCUGCCAAUCACAUCACGAAUCUACAUGCUCCUGCAGAGGUUAACGACUGUAAUCUCUCCCCCUGUGGAUGUUAUUGCUUCUUGUGUCAAUUGCUUGACAGUCCUGGCUGCUCGGAUGCCAGCCAAGGUUUGGACUGACCUUCACCACACGGGGUUCUUGCCAUUUGUUGCCAAUCCACUGUCCAGUAUGAAUCAUAUGAUUAGUGCAGAGGGAAUGAAUGCUGGGGGCUAUGGAAACUUACUGAUGAGCAUGGAACAGCCCCAAGGCGAGUACAGUGUUACCAUCUCCUUCCUGAACCUGGUAACAACUCUUGUCCGGGGACAACUUGGUAACACACAGAGCCAAGGCCUGGUGCCCUGCAUUGUGUUUGUUCUGAAGGAAAUGUUACCAAACUACCACAAAUGGAGAUACAACUCUCAUGGAGUGAGAGAGAAAAUUGGGUGCCUAAUUCUGCAGUUGAUCCAUGCUAUACUGAACUUAUGCCCUGAAAUGGAUCCUCGCAGCAGCAAUGCCCCCAGCCUGCAGUCCUUGUGCAUUUUCAGCCUGGCCAACACAGAGGCAGGGCAAGCUGUCAUUAACAUCAUGGGAAUUGGGGUGGACACCAUUGACAUGGUAAUGGCCUCUCAGUCCAGCAGCAGUGAUGAGUCCCAAGGCCAAGGCCAGCUGCUGAUCCAGACAGUUAAGCUGGCCUUCUCCGUUACCAACAACGUCAUCCGGCUGAAGCCCCCGUCCAGCGUGGUGUCUCCCCUGGAGCAGGCACUCACUCAGCAUGGUGCUCAUGGAAACAACCUUAUUGCUGUCUUGGCCAAAUACAUCUACCACAAGCAUGACCCUGCACUUCCACGCCUGGCAAUCCAGCUGCUCAAACGACUGGCUACAGUUGCUCCCAUGUCUGUGUACGCCUGCCUGGGCAGUGAUGCUGCUGCCAUCCGCGACGCCUUCCUCACCCACCUGCAGAGCAAGAUCGAGGACAUGCGCAUCAAGGUCAUGAUCCUGGAGUUCCUCACAGUUGCAGUGGAGACACAACCUGGGCUUAUUGAGCUCUUCCUGAACUUGGAAGUAAAGGAUGGCAGUGAUGGGUCAAAGGAAUUCAGCUUGGGAGAGUGGAGUUGCCUCCAAGUGGUGUUAGAGCUGAUUGACUCCAAACAGCAGGAGAGGUACUGGUGCCCUCCCCUCCUGCACCGCGCUGCCAUCGCCUUCCUGCACGCGCUGUGGCAGGACCGUCGUGACAGCGCCAUGCUCGUGCUGAGGACAAAGCCAAAGUUUUGGGAAAAUUUAACUAAUCCCCUCUUUGGGACACUUCCUCCGCUUUCCGAAUCAUCAGAGCUCAGUGUCUUGGAUACCUGUGCCUUAAUAAUGAAAAUCAUCUGUUUGGAGAUCUACUAUGUUGUCAAGGGCUCUCUGGAUCAGUCCCUGAAGGACACACUGCAGAAUUUCUCCACCAAAAAGCGCUUUGCCUACUGGUCAGAGUACGUGAAGUCCCUGGCACAGCACGUGGCAGAGACCGAGGGCACCAGCUGUGCCUCCAUCACCGAGUAUCAAAUGCUCAUCUCAGCCUGGCGGAUGCUGCUCAUCAUCUCCACAAGCCAUGCUGAUAUCAUGCAUCUGACUGAUUCUGCAGUUCAUCAGCAAUUGUUUCUGGAUGUGCUAAAUGGCACCAAGGUUUUGCUUCAAGUUCCCAUGUCAGUGCCCUGUCUGCAGCUGGGGUCUAUGCUGUGUACCCUUCUUCUGAUCCUGCUCAAGCAGUGGAAAAGCGAGUUGAGUUCUGUGGAUAAAAUCAUAAACUCCUUGACGCAGAUUCUGGAGGGAGUACUGCAGGCAGAUCAGCAGAUGAUGGAGAAAACCAAAGCCAAAGUGUUCUCAGCUCUUAUCACUGUUCUGCAAAUGAAGGAGAUGAAAGUGAAUGACAUCCCCCAGUACCCACAGCUGGUGCUGAGUGUGUGUGAGACUCUCCAGGAUGAGGUCAUUGCGCUUUUCGACCAGACUCGGCACAGCCUGACCUUGGGAGAUGCUGCAGAUGACAAGGACAGCAUGGAGACUGAUGAUGCCUCCCGAGUAAAGCACAAGGACCAGCGAGAUGGGGUGUGUGUGCUGGGUCUGCAUCUGGCUAAGGAGCUCUGUGAAGUGGAUGAAGAUGGAGACUACUGGCUGCAGAUCACUAGGAAAGUCCCUGUGCUUCCUACCAUCUUUGCUGCACUGGAGAUCAGCCUGAGAGUUAAACAAAACCUUCACUUCACAGAGGCCUCCUUACAUUUGCUGCUGACCUUAGCAAGGACUCAGCAGGGAGCAGCAGCAAUGGCUGGAGCUGGUGUCACCCAGAGUGUCUGCCUGCCCCUCCUGAGCGUGUACCAGCUCAGCACAAACGGAGCCAUUCAGACAUCUGCUUCAUCCCGGAAGUCCCUGGAUGCCCCCUCCUGGCCCGGGGUCUAUCGCCUGUCCAUGUCCCUGAUGGAACGUCUUCUCAAAACACUGAGAUACAACUUCCUGACAGAAGCACUGGACUUUGUGGGUGUCCAUCAAGAGAGGAUCCUUCAGUGCCUGAAUGCAGUACGGACUGUGCAGAGCUUGGCCUGUCUGGAAGAGGCUGAUCACACUGUUGGCUUCAUUCUUCAGCUCUCAAAUUUCACAAAGGAGUGGCAUUUCCACCUGCCACAGCUUAUGAGGGACAUGCAGGUGAAUCUGUGUUACCUGUGCCAGGCCUGUACCUCCCUCCUGCACAGUCGUAAAAUGCUCCAGCACUACCUGCAGACAAAAAAUGGUGAUUCCCUUCCAUCCAGCGUGACUCCCCGAGUGCAGCGUAAUCCUCAGGCCUCCUCCAAACACCCCAGCCCCGAGUCAGAGGCAGCAGAGCAGAAGGCUCUGCUCACAGUGCAGUACAGCCUCCUCAAAAUCCUCAGCAAGUCUCUCGCUGCCCUGCGCCAUUUCACCCCUGAUGUCUGCCAGAUCCUCCUGGACCAGUCACUGGACCUUGCUGAGUACAACGUGCUCUUUGUCUUGAGCUUCACCACACCAGCCUUUGAUUCGGACGUUGCACCUUCCUUUGGGACCCUCCUUGCCACCGUCAAUGUGGCUCUGAACAUGCUGGGAGAGAUGGAUAAGAAGAAAGAACCUUUUCCUCAGGCUGCAGGGCUGAAUAUGCAAGAGGGAACCAAAACCCUCAAGUCUCUGCUCAUGUUUACAAUGGAAAACUGUUUCUACCUGCUCAUCUCCCAGGCUGUUCGGUACCUGCGGGACCCCGCUGUGCACCCCCGGGACAAGCAGCGGAUGAAGCAGGAGCUCAGCUCGGAGCUGAGUACGCUGCUCUCCAGCCUGUCCCGUUACUUCCGCCGGGGCGGUCCCUCUUCACCUGCCAGCGGGGUCCUUCCCUCUCCCCAAGGAAAGUCUGCCUCCAAGCUGGGUCCAGAGGGGCAGGAGCCCUUGUUUCAGCUCGUGCAGGCCUUUGUCCGGCAUGUGCAGAGAUAGAUCCUGUCCUGGCCCUGCCUCCCUUGUCAGGACUUGCAGCGGAACAAUUCACGUCCACCACAGAAGGCAUCACCUUUGGCAGAGCUGUUGUGAGGACUGGGAAGGGAGGGAGGCCAGGUGUGGGCAGUGGUGUCACCUGAGCAGCGAGAUCCCAUGGAACUCUUGCCACCCCAGAGCAGAGUGAAUGUAAGGAGAGCCCAGCUGGCUCUCCAUUGACCAGCGCACGUGCACAGUCUGCUCGCUCUAUCUGCCAGAGCAUCCUGGCUGGAUACAAGCAUUGAACAGUCAAAACCUUUAUUUUUAUAGCUUGUACCUCAGCUGGGGAAGCUGUGGCUGGAUGGGGAGAAGCGAUGCUUUCUGCUGGGCAUUAACUCUGCUCCUAACACAAGGUGCAAUCUGCGUCUCCCACGAGGAGUCCAGCUAAGACACACCCAAGGGAUCAGCCAGCAAUUCAGAGACCAUCUUUCUACUGCUAUUUUUGUACUGAAUGGUUCAAGGCACGAUGGUGUAUGUGUGCUCACGCCUUCCCUUCACCCUGCAGUCUGUGUGUUGUGUGUGUUUUUGAAGAGCAAGGCCUCACUUAAGGUUUUUAUGUCAAAAUUCCAUUGCUCCAGUCUUGCAGUUUUUUGUAACUGUGCCCUAUUUAUACUGAUAUUAAAACCUUUAUAGACAGCA